This is a messenger RNA of Drosophila busckii, 977 nucleotides long. RefSeq lists its product as uncharacterized. Gene Ontology annotation, cellular component: transcription factor TFIID complex. The record is from RefSeq and is a predicted model, not a curated record. NCBI's taxonomy places the organism in Eukaryota, Metazoa, Arthropoda, Insecta, Diptera, Drosophilidae. The transcript is spliced from 3 exons. Gene Ontology annotation, molecular function: RNA polymerase II general transcription initiation factor activity; DNA binding. The coding region runs from base 168 to 932 and encodes 254 amino acids. Gene Ontology annotation, biological process: transcription initiation at RNA polymerase II promoter.
CAAGUGCUAAAAUAAAUUUACAAGAUUUUUAAUUCCAUAGUUUUUAAAGUACAGUUGCUACAUUUGUUGCUAGUUGAUGCACCUUGCAGUUGUCACAAUAAGUUUUUGGACAAGUGGCCCGCAGUUAAUAGACUAACCCUCCAAGUCUCAACCCCUAUAUUUAGGCCAUGCUUCCCAACAACAACAACAGCAAGCCCAUUGAGGUGCCUAUGCAGUCAUACGCUGGCCAAAGGCUCAUCAUAGCAAAGCCCUUGGUGCCUGAACAGCAGCCCAAGGUGAAUAACAAGUACAACAAUCAGGAAUCGGCACGCAUCUCGCACUUUGAGAGCAAAAGCAUUGAGCGCAUGCUGUUGAGCUUUUGCGCCGUGGAAAGCAUAAGCCUAAACAAGCAUAAUGCGGAUGUGCUGAUCGAGGUGCUGCUGGCCGCUGUCGAAUGCUACAUGAAGCACUUGCUGAGCAGCACCAUUGAGCUCUGCCAGCAUCGGACCGGCAACAGACUCUACAACGAUCCGAACUGUGUGGUCAACGAUAAUAUGCGCACCACCAUGAUGUUCCUAAACGAUCGCGAGGUAACGGGCUAUGGCAACUCUGAUGAUGACACCAACUAUGGGCAUCGCAGACGCUGGAAGAAGCUGCAACGCAAUCGAAACUUCACUGCUUGUGAUAACGAAAUACGCUUGGAGACCACCAACAAUACAGCGCUGCUGGCGCUGGGCGCACGCAAGCCACCCACAAUGGGUGCAGCUGCCGUUGCUGCUGGCAGCAGUGCAGGCUCCGCUGCCAAGUCGAGCAGCGCUGCGCUACCUCAACGCGCCUUUACCAUGCGCAUUAAGCAUGUGAAUGUGAAGGAUGUCAUGCAGUUUAUGGAGGAUCAGCAGCGCUAUGCCAAAUCCAAGCUGCUCUACGAUGCCUACAUAAACUACAAAUGGUGAACACGUGCAGCAGUUCAUUAAACUUGAAUAAAUCUUAACAAAAGC